AUGGGGGAACACAAAACGAAACCAUCGAAGCCUGCAGGCACCAAACGGAAACUCGAAAACGCCCCAGAUGCGGACGCGAACCCCGAGCCCUCUCCGAAACGCGCGCAGCCGCAGCCUCAGCCUAAAUCUGCAGCCCGCCAGGAACAGAUCGAAGUCGACGACACAAUCGCCAUGAUGGACCCGGCCUUACUGGCAGAUCAUUUUGCGAAAUAUGUUCGAAAAAGCUUUCCGGACAGCAGUGCGAUCGAACUGGACGAUCAGCUAUUGCCUUCCAAAGCGUUCCUCAAUACCACGGAUUUCGACAAGCCUCAUGAGGCUGCGAAUCUGCCUGCCUUUCUGGAGAAAUUCUCGAAAGAGGGCAAAAGCGGCUUAUCAUCUUGCGACGACAAGGGAUCGCCCCAUACGCUGGUGGUUACAUCUUCCGGGAUACGGACGGCGGACCUUUACCGUGAACUGCGCGUGUUCAACAGCGACAAUGCAAAGGUUGCGAAACUGAUUGCGAAGCACAUGAAGCUAAAAGACAACGUGGAAUACAUGCAGAAAACCAGGGUCGGAAUUGCUAUCGGAACUCCGGGCAGACUCAAGGAUCUGAUCGAUGCCGGGGCCUUGAAGACCAAAGGAAUUCGGAGAAUCGUGGUCGAUGGGUCAUACCGUGACCAGAAGAAGAGGACUAUUUUUGAAAUGGAUGAACUGUUUCGACCGUUGUUGACUUUGCUCAAUUCAGACGAGAUCCGUCCGAGAUAUGUGGCGGCCGACGACCGGAUUGAGUUGCUGGUGUUCUAG
Molecule: messenger RNA, 783 nt
Organism: Exophiala dermatitidis NIH/UT8656
Lineage: Eukaryota; Fungi; Ascomycota; Eurotiomycetes; Chaetothyriales; Herpotrichiellaceae
Exons: 1
Coding region: 1-783 (260 amino acids)
Cellular component (GO): 90S preribosome; nucleus
Source: RefSeq, a predicted model, not a curated record